Molecule: messenger RNA, 4928 nt
Organism: Solanum tuberosum (potato)
Lineage: Eukaryota; Viridiplantae; Streptophyta; Magnoliopsida; Solanales; Solanaceae
Product: protein CHROMATIN REMODELING 20
Exons: 25
Coding region: 152-4639 (1495 amino acids)
Cellular component (GO): nucleus
Molecular function (GO): ATP binding; ATP hydrolysis activity
Source: RefSeq, a predicted model, not a curated record
CUGUCCAAAUCAUCUUUACCAAAAACCCCGUUUUCUUCCAUUCUUAUACUCUCUACUUUCGAGGCUCCGGCAAAUCCCAGUAACCAAGAACUGUUCUUCCCUUGCUUUCGUUUCGAUUUUCAAAACCAAGUUCGUACACACACACAAAGAGAUGGAAGACGAAGAAGAAAAACACAUUGAAAUGGAAGAAGAAGACGUAGAAAAGGCUUCUUCUGCUCCUUCUGAUGAUUCGUUUAUUAACGAUGAUGAUUCAGAUGAUCCUAUAAUGGAUGACGAUGAUGAUGACAAUCAACAAUCGCUUCCUGAGGAACCCUUAACUGAUAAGGAAAUUGAAGAGCUCAUUGCUGAGCUUUUAGAAACUGAGAGUAAGGCUGCAGAGGCUCAAGAGGCUUUAGAAGAAGAGUCAGUCUCUAAAGUGGAGACUGAUGUUAGAGAAGAGUUGUCACAAACUCUUAAAGGAGAUGAGUUGGAAAAUGCUGUAGCUGAUGAAAUGGCAACCUUCAAAGAGGAGUGGGAAACUGUUCUCGAUGAACUGGAGACUGAAAGUGCUCAUUUGUUGGAACAACUGGAUGGUGCUGGAAUUGAACUCCCUAGUCUCUAUAAGUGGAUAGAGAGUCAGGCUCCUCACGGUUGCUGCACUGAAGCAUGGAAAAAUAGGACUCAGUGGGUUGGUUCUGAGCUAACAAGCGACCUCACUGGAGCAAUUGCUGAUGCUGAGAAGUAUCUUCAAAUCCACAGACCUGUAAGAAGGAAACAUGGAAAAGUCUUGGAGGAGGGUGCCAGUGGUUUCUUGGCAAAAAAACUUGCUGGGAAUGAUGGCAGUGAGGCUCAGGGAGGGAGCAGCGGUGUAGAUUGGGGCUCUUUUAGCAAAUUAUGCUCUGAUAACUCUUCAUCAUCUAUGGGUACUACUUCAUUUGGCAGCAAAGAUUGGGCCUCUGUUUACCUCGCCAGUACACCACAGCAAGCUGCUGAGCUGGGACUAAAAUUUCCUGGAGUGGAUGAGGUUGAGGAGAUUGAUGAUAUUGAAGACAGUUCUGGUGAUCCGUUUGUUGCGGAUGCCAUUGCAAAUGAAAGAGAGUUAAAUCUUUCUGAAGAGCAGAAGAGGAAGUUUAAGAAGGUUAAAGAGGAAGAUGAUCUAAAAACUGAUCUGAAGCUUAGGAGAUGUUUAAAACAGAGAAGACACAAGAACAGACAGAAAUUGGAGGAGAUACAGGAAGAUACAACAGAUGACACUAAUGGUUAUUUAUCUCAAGAUUUUGGCUUCGACACGAAAGAGUAUUCCACCGUUGAUGAUGGGGAUGCGGCAAAAAGCAAUGAAGUUACAUCGGUUAUUGAUGCCACAGUUUCAAAACAUGAAAUUGAUGCUGAGGCCAAAGGGUUGAAACGUUUACACAACUCCGAAGAAAUGGAGCCUCAAAGUAAAAAGGCUCGGAUCAUUACACCAGAUAGUGAUGAGGAAGAUCUUCCUGGGAAAAUGUUGUCUCCUACAUGUAGUUUGAGCGAGACAGAAGAUCAAUCAAAUCCACAAAGGGAUGGAGAUAAUGUGCUUCCAGUUAGUUCCCUUCCUGUAUGCAAUGAGAAGCAAAAUUUUCGCUGCACUGCUUGUGAUAAAGUGGCUAUUGAAGUCCAUGCACAUCCUCUUUUGAGCGUUGUACUUUGCCUGGACUGCAAAACUUCAAUGAAAACAAAGAUGCAGGAUGUUGAUUGCUCAGAGUGCUACUGCAGAUGGUGUGGGCGUUGCAGUGAUCUGUUAAGUUGUAAAUCAUGCAAAAGGUUAUUUUGUAGUGUGUGUAUAAGGAGGAACCUUGGUGAAGAAAUUUUAUCAGGAAUUAAAACAUCUGGUUGGCAAUGCUGCUGUUGCUCCCCAAGUAUCCUGCAUCCGUUGGUUUCAGUGUUGGAGAAGAUCAUGGAAUCUCAAGGUUUGGUAGAUUCAAAUACAGACACGGAUUCAGAUAACUCAGAUGCUUCAGAUGCUGAUAUCAACGGGCAUAAAAGCACCAAGAGAAGGCCUAAAAAGAAAAUUAGAAGAAUCCUGGAUGAUACUGAGUUAGGGGAGGAGACAAAAAGGAAGAUUGCAAUUGAAAAGGAACGCCAAGAACGCCUCAAAUCUUUGGGAGCAAAAUUUUCAAGCAAGACUAUGUUCAUGGAUUCUGGGGGUUGUAGCAAAAGCUCGUAUGAAACUGGUAGCUUGGAAAUGCUUGGUGAUAUUGAAACUGGUUACAUAGUUAAUGUGGUGAGGGAGGAGGGGGAAGAGGCUGUCAGGAUUCCACGCAGCAUCUCAGCAAAACUAAAAUCUCACCAGGUUGCUGGGAUUCGAUUUAUGUGGGAAAAUAUUAUUCAAUCUAUCAGGAAAGUCAAGGCUGGGGAUAAAGGUCUUGGUUGCAUCCUAGCUCAUACUAUGGGUCUAGGUAAAACGUUUCAGGUGAUUUCUUUUUUGUAUGCUGCUAUGAGAAGUGUGGAUUUAGGAUUGAAAACUGCUCUCAUAGUCACGCCUGUAAGUGUUCUGCAUAACUGGCGGCAGGAAUUUAUAAAAUGGGAACCAUCAGAAAUGAAGCCUCUCCGUGUCUUUAUGCUUGAAGAUGUUCCAAGGGAGAGAAGGGCCGAGCUACUCCAAAAAUGGAGAUUAAAAGGUGGCGUUUUCUUAAUUGGCUACACUGCUUUCAGAAAUUUGACACUGGGGAAGAAUAUAAAGGAGCGUCACGUGGCCAGAGAAAUUUGUCAGGUCCUUCAGGACGGACCCGACAUACUUGUUUGUGAUGAGGCUCAUAUUAUCAAGAAUACCAGAGCUGAUGUUACUCAAGCCUUGAAACAAGUUAAGUGCCAGAGAAGGAUUGCAUUAACUGGAUCUCCUCUUCAAAACAAUUUGAUGGAGUACUAUUGUAUGGUUGAUUUUGUGAGAGAAGGAUUUCUUGGCAGCAGUCAUGAAUUUAGAAACCGCUUCCAGAAUCCAAUAGAAAAUGGUCAACACACCAAUUCUACAGCUGAUGAUGUUAAGAUUAUGAAUCAGCGAUCUCAUAUUCUCUAUGAACACUUAAAAGGAUUUGUUCAAAGAAUGGACAUGAAUGUCGUGAAGAUGGAUUUGCCACCAAAAACUGUCUACGUGAUGUCUGUAAAGCUUUCUUCUUUACAGAGAAAAUUGUAUAAAAGAUUUCUAGAUGUUCAUGGCUUCACCAAGGAAAAGGUUUCUGGUGAGAAGAUAAUGAAGAGAUCCUUUUUUGCCGGGUACCAAGCCUUGGCUCAGAUAUGGAACCAUCCUGGGAUUUUGCAAUUGAUGCGAGAAAACAGAACCUGUAGUCGUCCUGAAGAUCCUGUUGAGAUCCUUCUUGCUGAUGAUUGCUCAAGUGAUGAGAACACAGAUUAUAAUGUGGUUCCUGGAGUUUCUGCAGAGAAGCCGAAUAGCAACAAUGAAGCUCUCAAAAAAAAUCAUAAUGGCUUCCUCCAUGGGGAUUGGUGGAGUGAUCUUCUAGAAAAUAAUUGCAAAGAAGUUGAUUAUAGUGGCAAAAUGGUUUUGCUACUCGACAUCCUGACAAUGAGCUCUAAUGUUGGUGACAAAGCACUAGUGUUUAGUCAGAGCUUGUCAACCCUAGAUCUCAUUGAACAAUAUCUUUCAAAACUAACGCGCCCAGGGAAAAAGGGGAAGUACUGGAAACGGCGGAAAGACUGGUACAGGAUUGAUGGAAGAACAGAAUCAUCUGAAAGGCAGAGACUUGUUGACUGUUUUAACAGUCCAUUGAAUAGAAGGGUUAAAUGCGUACUGAUAUCUACUAGAGCUGGAUCUCUUGGUAUCAAUCUUUAUGCUGCCAACCGUGUAAUUAUAGUUGAUGGCUCUUGGAAUCCAACUCAUGAUCUUCAAGCUAUAUACCGAGCUUGGAGGUAUGGUCAAACGAAACCUGUUUUUGCUUACCGUUUACUGGCACAUGGAACAAUGGAGGAAAAGAUAUACAAGCGUCAGGUAACAAAGGAAGGUCUUGCAGCACGGGUGGUUGAUAGGCAACAAGUACAUAGAACUAUAUCUAAAGAGGAAAUGUUGCAUCUUUUUGAAUUUGGAGAUGAUGAAAGCUGUGAUAUACCUCUGGAAUUGAAGCAAGUUAGAGAACAUGCUGGUGAAGCAAACGCAAAUGUAGAUGUUGGAAGUGUUCUGAAACAAAAACUAACCCUUCCAAAUGGAAGCUCUUCUUCUGACAAGCUAAUGCAAAGUUUGAUCGAAAGGCAUCAUCCACGGUGGAUUGCGAAUUAUCAUGAACAUGAAAGUCUCCUGCAAGAGAAUGAAGAUGAAAAACUAUCAAAAGAAGAGCAGGAAAUGGCGUGGGAAGUGUACCGCAGAUCUAUUGAAUGGGAAGAGAGGCGAGUUUCGCCUGAUGAACCUGUUGCGCAGCAGCGUGUCUCUACCACUGAAUCAUUGUCAAAGCAAAAGCCAGUGAUUCCCAGGGCCACCAUUUUUCCGCCAGAGGACAGUAAUCUUGUAUUUUCAGUGGGGAGCUCAAGAUGCCGUUUGGUGCAUAGGAAGUGCACAAAGCUAUCACAUUUGCUUACACUUAGAAGUCAAGGCACAAAGUGGGGCUGCAGCACUGUUUGCGGGGAGUGUGCUCAAGAGAUAAGGUGGGAGGGAGUUAACAAGGAUGGUAGAUCAACAAAGUGAUGCCAUCCAUGUAUUUAUAUUAUAGUACAGUUCCUUUUGGGGUGAUUCAAUAUACUGCGAGGGACUUGGUAAACAUUCAGUUUUAGGUUUCAGCCAUGACUUGAGAAACAAUAUACUCGUUUUGGGGUAGGGUAGAUGGAAAUGCUCUUCUGAGACUUGGCUCUUUGUAAAGUGAAACUCUUGUCAUCAGUUGUAUUUUGAAAUACAGAGGAGGAAUAUCUCGUUUGUCUGAACUAGCUUAACUGCUAUAUCAUAUUGCAAAAAAGGAAAAUCCCUCUUUUUUCUGCUA